Messenger RNA from Exaiptasia diaphana, 1011 nucleotides. RefSeq names its product adenosine receptor A1-like. Gene Ontology annotation, cellular component: membrane. The coding region runs from base 1 to 1011 and encodes 336 amino acids. Gene Ontology annotation, biological process: G protein-coupled receptor signaling pathway. The transcript has a single exon. NCBI's taxonomy places the organism in Eukaryota, Metazoa, Cnidaria, Anthozoa, Actiniaria, Aiptasiidae. Gene Ontology annotation, molecular function: G protein-coupled receptor activity. The record is from RefSeq and is a predicted model, not a curated record.
AUGAAUGGUUUCAAUAAGUCCUUGGUUCAGUUUCUAAACCACACAGCUCACUACGGCACACUUCUUCAAGAAAACGAAACCGAGCCUCUUCUUUUCUUGCUGGAAUCUGCUGGUAAGCACUUUCAAAACACUGUAAUAGCAAUGAUUGUCAUCAACUCUCUGAUAUCUAUUGCAGCUUUUGGUCUUAACCUUUUGAUCAUAGUGACUUUAUUAAAGACGACUUCCUUGUGGAUACCCUCCAAUAUUCUUUUAUUGGGUUUGGCUUUUUCUGGUUUGGGAGUCGCUGCCAUAACUGAACCUGCGUACUGCUGCUUCUUGGUUGCUAUCUUAAAYGCGAAUUUCAAAUGGAUGGAAAAUUCAAAAUUUGCAUUUUUAACCGGGUAUUGGAUUUUCUUUUCGGCAUCGCUUUUAACAGUCACUGCUAUUACCAUUGACAGAUUUCUUGCUAUAAAACUGCAUUUGAGAUACCAAAGCAUCGUUACAACCAAAMGAGCAGCUAUUGCMGUGGCUUUUAUCUGCAUUUUAUCAAUCAUAUGGAGAUUUCUUCCAAUGAAUAAAAUUAUUUGGAAUUUCACAAGUGAAUUUUUUACAUUUCUAUUGAUUGCUAUCAACGUUUCUGUCAUGUUUAUGAUAUCUAAAGUGGUACACAAGCAUCAGUCCGAAAUCCAUGCCCAGGAACAAUCCGUGCAGGUUAAUAUCAUUCCAUAUAAGAGAACUAUAAACACUAUGUAUUUUAUUAUUGGAAUAUUUGUGAUAUGUUUUUGCCCGCAAUGGAUYUUCAAAGCUGCCGGAUAUUUUGCAAAGCAAUGGAGUUCUUCGCUUAAUAUUARUACAGCCAAAAUAUUACUUGCUGUAGAGUAUUUMACAGUCACAUUGGUGAAUGUUAGCAGUGUUUUUAACCCUAUUCUGUACUGCUGGAGAAUCCAAGGCAUGCGCAGUGCUGCAAGUCAAAUAUUACAAAAGCAUUGGAAGACAUUGAAAACAUGCUUCUCUACGAACCGAAACUCAUGA